Messenger RNA from Schizosaccharomyces osmophilus, 510 nucleotides. RefSeq names its product Rab GTPase binding involved in ER to Golgi vesicle transport Yip3 (gene yip3). The coding region runs from base 1 to 510 and encodes 169 amino acids. The transcript is spliced from 2 exons. The record is from RefSeq and is a predicted model, not a curated record. Gene Ontology annotation, cellular component: Golgi apparatus. NCBI's taxonomy places the organism in Eukaryota, Fungi, Ascomycota, Schizosaccharomycetes, Schizosaccharomycetales, Schizosaccharomycetaceae.
AUGUCGAACUAUGCCUUUUCUAAAAUAAGCGAAAACGUUCAAGAGUUGGUGUCUUCCAGGUCGCAGUACUUGAGCGGAUUCAAAUCUGUGGGCGAAUUCUUGGAUGUUCGUCGCGUUUCAAGACCUGAAAAUUUUGGAGAAGUACAAUCAAGAGUUCGUUUCAACCUCCGACGAUUCUCUUCGAAUUAUCUAGCCAUUAUUGCAGUCCUCGCCAUUUACUGUCUUUUGACGAACGUUCUGUUAUCUAUAGUUAUUGGUGUGGGCGCUGCAGGCGUGUAUGGUAUUCGCAAACACCAAGGCAAUGAAUUUCAUAUUGGAAGGCAUGUUUAUAGCAAGUCAAAUUUAUACACCACUUUGGGAUGUGUAUUAUUUCCCCUUGGGCUUUUUGCGUCACCCAUUCAAACUAUCUUUUGGUUAGUUGGAGCAUCUGCCGUCUGCGUCCUUGGCCAUGGUGCUUUAUUGGAACCACCUGUUGAAUCUGCUUUUGAGGCUGUCGAGCAACAAGUAUAA